Drosophila eugracilis is the source of this 2013-nucleotide messenger RNA. RefSeq names its product stress-activated map kinase-interacting protein 1 (gene Sin1). The transcript has a single exon. The coding region runs from base 77 to 1783 and encodes 568 amino acids. NCBI's taxonomy places the organism in Eukaryota, Metazoa, Arthropoda, Insecta, Diptera, Drosophilidae. Gene Ontology annotation, molecular function: phosphatidylinositol-4,5-bisphosphate binding. The record is from RefSeq and is a predicted model, not a curated record. Gene Ontology annotation, cellular component: cytoplasm; TORC2 complex; plasma membrane. Gene Ontology annotation, biological process: TORC2 signaling.
CGUUAGUGCAUUUUUCCGAGAUGCUGAGAUAAAUAGAAAUUAAUUUCGGAAAAGCGAUUUUCUUUUGUUUACCAUCAUGGCCACCUAUUCCAAUCAGCACUGGCUGCUCUCCCAUAUCCGGAACUCCUUUAUCUCCACGGACGACACCGGAAUGUGUGAAACCGUUAUGCUGAGCGAUGACAUGCCCAAGCACUAUUUGCGCAAAUUUGGGAAUUCGGGCGCUGGUGGAGAUAACUAUCAUUGGCGGCGGUCGCAAAAGCCACCGCCCUCAGGGGCCGGGUCCACACCUGAGCGGAACACCCGACAUCCAGAUGCCCCACUCCAAGAGGUGGACUUCAUCUGCUAUCCAGGACUUGACCUCAGCGAUGAUGAAGAGGACAUGUCCACGCACUCCUUCGACAUCCAGAUGUAUCCGGAAGUGGGUGCCCACCGCUUUCGUUCAAACACUGCCCAAAAACUGGAAAAACUUGAUAUUGCCAAGCGAAGGGCAGCACGUAUCAAGAGUAUAAACUACCAGGAGGAAGUGCAACCGCCCGACAGCGAAGAUUUUUUCAAGCGUAAAGAGGUGCCUCUUAACAAACCAGUGACGACGAAAAAGACACCAAAAACGAACGAAGAUGAGCUGUCGGACGAAGGCGUCCUGAGCCAACUAACUGACCAACUGGCCAAGAGUCCAAAGCAAACACAGAAUCGCUUUAUUGAGUUUGCUCGCUUCGAUGGCACUUCCCAAGUUGGUAUGCAGACGAAAAGGAUUAAUGUGUUUCUGAAUAUGCUUCCGGAACCAGAUCGCAACUAUCCGUUGAAGAUCUGCGUCGUAGCCACUGCCAAAAUCCAGGAGGUCAUUGGUUAUGUCUGUUACAAGACCUCCUUACAGUAUCCCGAGGUUCCUUUGAAGUCCCUGCAGCAUUACGCUUUGUAUAUGACAGAGGAUAAUGACGAUAUGGAGGACUUCCCGCCUUUGGAUAACCGUGAACCCUGCUCCAAAUUUGGUUUCUCCCAACUAACACUCGCCGAACGACGGCCUUUGGCUCCGGUGACUCGAGUGGAUUACCAUAGUCAGCUGGGCACCAAAUCCAUGACUUCCGAGGAAAAUAAGGCCGCUCUGGCCGAAGCGGCUGUCAAAGCUUUGCAAAAUAUUAAUCUGAAUGGAGGGACAAGUGAUCCAGGAGGAGCCGGCGGAGGAGGAGGAGAUAGUCCACAUGACAAUGUUAAGGAGUACGAAAAGCGCCUGCUGAACCACAAUGACAUGCUGGAGGCACCCAUGCACCGCACUUUCCGCUUGAACAUCAUAGACAAGAAAUUCUUCAAAUCCGAUGUGACCCUAGGCAUUUCUGGCGAGAGAAUAGAGAUCGAUCAGUACAAGAAUGCCAAGUUCUGGCCGCAGAAAAAGCCAGUAUCCACACCCAUUGACUUUGUGGCACAUUGCGAAAUUGUGGAGCGACGACAAUUGAAAGCUCUGUUACGCAUCUGGCUAAAGUCAAACUCAUCGUCACCUUCCUUUUCCUCCGGCUGUUCUUCGGCGCCGAUCAAUGACAGCGUGACCACUUUGAAUAUGCCAAGCGCCAGUUCAGGGCUUGCCCAUAGCAGUCCGGGUCACUCGACCGGCCUCUUCUCGACCAGCAAUAUGCGCUUCAAGCAUUACGACUUCGACACGGACACACACACAGCGGAGCAGAUUCACAACAAGCUGAACUGCAUCCUGGAGAUGCGAUCCAGUGAUCUGAGGCGUGAGUUCCUUUUGCAACGUGAGCGGAAGUUGGAGAAGCGGCAGCUGAAGUUGUAGUAUUUAUUCCUAUGGCGGCGGCUGCUGCUCGUGUGCCUAGCAGGCGGGCUACUGCCACUGCCGCUGCCACGCCCUCGCCUACACCUCCGCCUCCGCCUCCUGUUCGAUAAGUUGUAUUAGUUGCUAACUAAAGAUUGUGUUACACAUGUUUGCCUAGCCUGUAAGUAUUUAUUGAACUCACCUAACUACAAAGCCUGGUCCUGAAAAUAAAAAUGCAAAAACUCUUUAAA